This is a messenger RNA of Emiliania huxleyi CCMP1516, 505 nucleotides long. RefSeq lists its product as hypothetical. NCBI's taxonomy places the organism in Eukaryota, Haptophyta, Isochrysidales, Noelaerhabdaceae. The transcript has 5 exons. The record is from RefSeq and is a predicted model, not a curated record. The annotation marks the transcript as partial.
GUGCCGCCAUGUCCUUCCUCUCGCAUAUUUCGCGACGGAUGCUCGGCAACGGAUUGGAGGGCGCUGCAUCCUACUUCGACACGGCCGAGCAGCUGCCAGUCGGCACCAUAUCCGCCGAGGCGUACACCAGCCGCGCCAUCUGCUGGCGCGUCCUCGCGAAGCGGCUCGACUGGCGCAGCUUCGGGUGGGCCCCCGAGGACGACGCUGCCGGUAUCGGGACUCUUGACUUGAGGACGCUGCAGGGCUACUCAGGGCAAACCACCGGCGAGGCAGCGGUGCUAGAGACGUGGGCUGCCGCGGUCGGGCUCGAGCGGCUGCCCGCUCCGAUCGGGUGGGCUCUGCUGCUCAUCGACACGGCCCUUGUCAUGCGAUGGGCGGGCUCACCGCUCGAUUCCGCAUCGCCGCCGAGCCUGGACGCCUACCCUCGGUACCCCGCAUACCCGGAGGCCGACUCGCAGGCGAUGGGAGGCAACGGGGAGGGAGGUCGGCCGAGCCACCACCCAGC